Messenger RNA from Mesoplodon densirostris (Blainville's beaked whale), 1942 nucleotides. RefSeq names its product TNFRSF1A associated via death domain (gene TRADD). The coding region runs from base 477 to 1418 and encodes 313 amino acids. Gene Ontology annotation, cellular component: tumor necrosis factor receptor superfamily complex. Gene Ontology annotation, molecular function: transmembrane receptor protein tyrosine kinase adaptor activity. The record is from RefSeq and is a predicted model, not a curated record. NCBI's taxonomy places the organism in Eukaryota, Metazoa, Chordata, Mammalia, Artiodactyla, Ziphiidae. The transcript is spliced from 5 exons. Gene Ontology annotation, biological process: extrinsic apoptotic signaling pathway; positive regulation of canonical NF-kappaB signal transduction.
CACUGGCACCCCGUUCGGAGUGUCAGGGAGUAUCAGAGAUCAGAGAUCUUCGAGCUCUACCAGACAGAAGGCACCAGAAACGUCUGGUCCUCAGGGGGUGCCUCCUUGUUGAUCCAUCCGUUGCCCGCUGGAGGAAGAGGAGCAGCUCUCACCCUGGGGCCCUCCGGCCUCGUAAGAACCACAAGUCUUCGAAGUCCCUUGCCGCGGGCGGUUCUUCCUGCCGCCUAACCUCAGGCGCCAGUUUCUUACCUGCUCAGAGGACCAGGUGGGGUUUGCCCAGAGACUGGGGACUGGCGGCGGAGGACAGUGGUGGGAAGGAACCGCGGGGAGCCCGAGGGGCGGGACGCCGGGACAGAUUGGGCGGCUCGGACUGGGGCGCCGCCUCUACGCUCCGCGCACACCCGGAAGCAGCGCGAAUCCAGUGGAGCCGGGCGGGCGUGGGAAUCCAGGACGGGCCGAGGCGGCCAGGAGGCAAGAUGGCGGCUGGGCCAAAUGGGCUCGAGGAGUGGGUGGGCAGUGCCUACCUAUUUGUGGAGUCCUCGCUGGACAAGGUGGUCUUGUCAGAUGCCUACGCUCACCCGCAGCAGAAAGUGGCAGUGUACAGGGCUCUGCGGACCGCCCUGGCAGAGAGUGGCGGGAGCCCCGACGUGCUGCAGAUGCUCAAGAUCCACCGCAGCGAUCCGCAGCUGAUCGUGCAGUUGCGUUUCAGCGGGCGCCAGGCCUGCGGCCGCUUCCUCCGAACCUACCGCGAGGGGGCGCUGCGCGCCGCGCUGCAAGGGUGCUUGGCGGCGGAGCUGACCCUGCACUCCAUGCCGCUGCAACUGGAGCUGCGCGCCGGCGCGGAGCAGCUAGAUGCCUUGCUGACUGACGAGGAGCGCUGUUUGAAUUGCAUCUUCGCCCAGAAGCCCGACCGGCUCCGGGAUGAGGAACUAACAGAGUUGGAGGAUGCGCUCAGGAAUCUGUCGUGCGGCUCGGGGGGCCAAGGGGGCGACGUGGAGGGCGCUCCGGCCCCCUCGCAGUCUCUGGCACCCUCUCCGUCGGAGGAGAAUCCGCCGCCGCCGCCGCCGCCGUCUGGCCAGACUUUUCUGUUCCACGGUCAGCCCGUAGUGAACCGGCCGCUGAGCCUGCAGGACCAACAGACGUUCGCGCGCUCAGUGGGCCUCAAGUGGCGCAAGGUGGGGCGCUCCUUGCAGCGCGGCUGUCGUGCAUUGCGGGACCCGGCGCUUGACUCACUGGCCUAUGAAUACGAGCGUGAAGGGCUGUAUGAGCAGGCCUUCCAGCUGCUGCGGCGCUUCGUGCAGGCAGAGGGCCGCCGCGCCACGCUGCAGCGCCUGGUGGAGGCGCUCGAGGAGAACGAGCUCACCAGCCUGGCAGAGGACUUGCUGGGCCUCGCGAAUCCCCAUGGCGGCCUGGCCUAGCCUGGGUACCAGAGAAAGGGGCAGUCGGCCAGUUGCCCAGCCAGGGUUUGGAGCGCCUGGGUGACUGUAGGGUCCCUUCUGCUGCUACUGCUGACCUCCUGUCCACCCAAGGGACUCUGAAGCCACACACUUACAACCAGAGAUGACUGCCCUCUCCAGGAGUCAGACAAGCACCCACAAUGUCUGCUGGGGUGCCACUGGGGGUUCUGUUCUAGAUACUAGGAUAGAGACAGAGCGUAUGGGUGAUCUGCUGCAAGAGGUCGGCCUCACCUUUUCCCACCGCAGAAGGAGGGCUUUCAGCCAGACCUUACCUCUUCAUUCAUAGAACAAUUCAUUACUAUUCAUUAAUUCAGUAUAAUUCAUUAAGGACCUGCUGUAUCCUAGGCAUCAUCCUGGGUGCUUCAAAUACUGUGGUGAACAAAACACAUGAAUCCUGCCUGUCCCCAGUUCACACUGAGUCUGAGACUCUGAAUAUUAAGAAACAGUAGUAAAAUACUACCAGUUUUUUGAUGUGAAAAAUACAA